Messenger RNA from Sporothrix schenckii 1099-18, 1071 nucleotides. Its product is annotated as arsenite-transporting ATPase. Bases 1 to 1071 code for a protein of 356 amino acids. NCBI's taxonomy places the organism in Eukaryota, Fungi, Ascomycota, Sordariomycetes, Ophiostomatales, Ophiostomataceae. Gene Ontology annotation, cellular component: GET complex. The transcript has a single exon. Gene Ontology annotation, biological process: post-translational protein targeting to endoplasmic reticulum membrane. Gene Ontology annotation, molecular function: ATP binding; ATP hydrolysis activity. The record is from RefSeq and is a predicted model, not a curated record.
AUGGCUGCCGUGGUCAACCUCGACGACGACGACGUCAUGGAGCCUACGCUCCAGUCCAUCCUCGACCAACGCUCCCUCCGCUGGAUCUUUGUCGGCGGCAAGGGCGGUGUCGGCAAGACCACCACCUCGUGCUCCCUCGCCAUCCAGCUCGCCAAGGUCCGCCGCAGCGUCCUGCUCAUCUCCACGGACCCCGCACACAACCUGUCCGACGCCUUUGCGCAAAAGUUUGGCAAGGACGCCCGCCUGAUUGACGGAUUCACCAACCUCAGCGCCAUGGAGAUUGACCCGAGCGCGGGUCUGCAGGACAUGCUGGCCGGCAUGAACGAGGAUGGCAGUGGCGGCGGCGGCGGCGGCGCGGCGGCCGGCAUGAACUCCAUGGUCCAGGACCUGGCCCUGUCCAUCCCCGGCAUCGACGAGGCCAUGUCCUUUGCCGAGGUCCUGAAGCAGGUCAAGUCGCUGUCGUACGAGACGAUUGUCUUUGACACCGCCCCCACGGGCCACACGCUGCGCUUCCUGCAGUUCCCCACCGUCCUCGAAAAGGCCCUGGCCAAGAUCAGCCAGCUGUCCGAGCAGUACGGGCCCCUCCUCAACGGCCUCAUGGGCGCGGGCGGUGCCGGCGGCGGCGGCGCCCUGCCCAACGGCCAGAGCCUCUCGGGCAUGAUUGCCCAGCUCGAGUCGCUGCGCCAGACCAUUUCCGAGGUCAACACCCAGUUCAAGGACGACGCGCUCACCACGUUUGUCUGCGUGUGCAUCCCCGAGUUCUUGUCGCUCUACGAGACCGAGCGCAUGAUCCAGGAGCUCGCCAGCUACCAGAUCGACACCCACUGCAUCGUCGUCAACCAGCUGCUCUACCCCCGCAAAGGGUCGGCCUGCGAGCAGUGCGGCGCGCGCCGGCGCAUGCAGAAAAAGUACCUCGACCAGAUCGAGGAGCUGUACGACGACUUCAACGUGGUCAAGAUGCCGCUGCUCGUCGAGGAGGUGCGCGGCAAGGAGAAGCUGGAAAAGUUUAGCGACAUGCUGAUCCACCCGUAUGCGCCUCCAGACGUUGACGAUGGCGACGAGAAGAACUAG